GUUGGAAAUUGUAUUCAGUGCAUUGUUGAAACUCGGUGUUGAACGCUGCUCUAGAGUAAUAUAAAAAAAAAAACAAUGGCGACGAAAGCAGAUUGGGAGGCCAAUGAGGAGAUACAAUAUUUUCAGGAAUAUCUACAAAUACCAAGUGUGCAUCCAGAUCCCAAUUACGAACCAUGUGUGGCAUUUCUGAAACGGCAAGCCAAAUUGCUCGAUUUGCCCAUACAAGUGCACUAUCCCGCUAAUGAACGCAAUCCAGCGGUGAUCUUAACCUGGCUAGGGAAGGAUCCCACGCUGCCAGCGAUACUUUUGCACUCUCACAUGGAUGUGGUGCCCGUAUUUCCGGAGAAUUGGACACAUCCACCGUUCGGCGCUGAAAUCGACGAUGAAGGACGAAUCUUUGCACGCGGCACACAAGAUAUGAAAUGUGUGGGUAUGCAGUAUUUGGGCGCGAUACGUGCUCUCCAACGGAGCGGUGCACAAUUUACACGCACAAUUCACAUAUCGUUUAUCGCAGACGAGGAGAUGGGUGGUCGCUAUGGCAUGCGCCCAUUCGUGCAUACCGCAGCUUUCAAAAAUCUGAAUAUCGGCUUCUCACUAGACGAAGGUUUGGCAUCGCCCACCGAAGAGCUGCCCGUUUUCUAUGCCGAGCGCAGUGUGUGGCGCGUAUAUUUUCAGAUUUCUGGCACAGCUGGACAUGGCUCACUACUCUUGAAGAACACCGCUGGCGAGAAACUCAAUUACAUUGUCAACAAAAUGAUGUCUAUGCGCGCACAGGAACAACGCAAGUUGGAAAAUAAUCCGGAAUUAACUAUUGGCGAUGUGACCACAAUCAACUUAACGCGCGUUGGCGGUGGCGUACAAAGCAACGUGGUGCCGCCGUUGUUGAUGGUUUGUUUCGAUGUGCGCUUGGCGAUUGAUGUGGAUCAAGUGGAAUUUGAAAAUAAGCUACAUCAAUGGUGCAAUGAUGUUGGUGGCGGCAUUGAACUUGAGUAUGAACAAAAGCGUCCGCGUGUCGCGCCAACAGCCACCGACAAAAGCAAUCCAUUUUGGGUGGCAUUUGAAAGUGCCACGCAGGAAUUGGGCUUAAAAAUAUCCAAGCAAAUUUUUGCUGGUGGCACCGAUAGUCGUUAUAUCAGAGAAGUCGGCAUACCAGCUUUAGGUUUCUCACCGAUGAAUAAAACGCCAGUGUUGUUGCACGAUCACGAUGAGUUCAUUAGAGCAGAUACUUAUUUGCGUGGCAUUGAGAUUUACAAGAAGAUUAUAGCAAAAUUAGCUGAAGCUUAGGUUUAUCAUUUAUAUAAUAUCUCUGUAUAUGAAUGUAUAUCUAUGUAUUAUAGUAUUUAUAUUCGUAAAAAGUAAGUAAAUAAAUAUUACCCUUGUUUAUCAUAUUAGCAUAAAUAA
Messenger RNA from Zeugodacus cucurbitae (melon fly), 1401 nucleotides. Its product is annotated as aminoacylase-1B. Gene Ontology annotation, molecular function: aminoacylase activity. Lineage: Eukaryota; Metazoa; Arthropoda; Insecta; Diptera; Tephritidae. Bases 76 to 1284 code for a protein of 402 amino acids. Gene Ontology annotation, cellular component: cytoplasm. The transcript is spliced from 6 exons. The record is from RefSeq and is a predicted model, not a curated record. Gene Ontology annotation, biological process: amino acid metabolic process.